This is a messenger RNA of Clarias gariepinus (North African catfish), 6264 nucleotides long. RefSeq names its product mucin-17-like. The record is from RefSeq and is a predicted model, not a curated record. The transcript is spliced from 3 exons. NCBI's taxonomy places the organism in Eukaryota, Metazoa, Chordata, Actinopteri, Siluriformes, Clariidae. Bases 157 to 5319 code for a protein of 1720 amino acids.
UAUAAAUCAACAGAAAGUUUGCCAAUACCGUUGGUUACAGUAUCGCCAGUUACUUCAUCAGAAUUUUCUACAGCAUCACCAUAUACUUCAUCAGAACUAUCAACGGAUUACUCAUCAACACCACACUCUCCAGGAGCUGUAACAUUACCAGUUACAAUGUCACCAUUUACUUCACCAGAAACAUCUACAUAUCCAGCAUCCAUAUCAGAAUCUUCAAACAUGUUAUUAACCUCUGAAUCUUCAGAAAGUCUGUCAACACCAUCAGUUACAGUAUCACCAGUUACUUCAUCAGAAAUUUCUACACUUUACUCAACUUCUGAACCUCCAGAAAUGUCCACACAUACUAAUACAGAAUCACCAUAUACUUCACCGAAAUUAUCAACAGAUUACUCAUCAUUGCCUCACUCUCCAGGAGCUGUAACAUUACCAGUUACAAUGUCCCAAUUUAACUUCCCAGAAACAUCUACAUAUCCAUCAUCCCUAUCAGACUCUGCAAACAUGUUAGCAACCUCUGAAUCUCCAGAAAGUCUGUCAACACGAUCAGUUACAGUAUCACCCAUUACUUUAGCAGAAUCAACUACAGAUCACUCAACAUCUAAAUAUCAUGUAACUUCCUUACAAACCAAUGCAACUCCACAAUAUACUUCAUCAGAAUUAUCUACAGAUCACUCAACAUCUGAAUCUUCAAACACUUUCUCACAAAUAACUGCAAAAUCACCAUAUACUUUUAAAGAAUCAUCAACAGAUUACUCAUCAAUUACAGAAUCUCCAGAAAGUUUGUCAACAACACUGGUCGCAGCAUCACCAUUCACUUCACCAGAAUCGUCUACAGAUCACCCAUUAGCCUCUGAUUCGACAGUAAAUUCAGCAACAAAAACAGUUACAGCGUACCCAUAUACUUUAUUAACUUCAUUAGCAGAUCACUCAACAUCUGGAUUUACAGAAGUUUUAUCUACCUCUGAAUCAACAGAAAGUUUGUCAACACCACUGGGUACAGUAUCAACAGUUACUUCAUCAGAAUUUUCCACAGCAUCAUUAUAUACUUUACCAGAAUUAUCAACAGAUUACUCAUCAACACCUAAAUCUCAUGAAACUUCCUUACAAAACAAUGCAACAACACAAUAUACUUCAUCAGAAUCAUCUACAGAUCACUCAACAUCUGAAUCUUUAAAAACUUUCUCACAAACAAAUGCAAAAUCACCAUAUACUUUUACAAAAUCAUCAACAGAUUACUCAUCAAUUACAGAAUCUCCAGAAAGUUUGUCAACAACACUGGUUGCAGCAUCACCCUUUACUUCACCAGAAUCAUCUACAGAUCACCCAUUAGCCUCUGAUUCAACAGUAAAUUCAGCAACAAAAACAGUUACAGCGUACCCAUAUACUUUUUUACCUUCAUUAGCAGAUCACUCAACAUCUGGAUUUACAGAAGUUUUAUCUACCUCUGAAUUAACAGAAAGUUUGUCAACACCACUGGGUACGGUAUCACCAGUUAUGUCAUCAGAAUGUUCUACAGCAUCACCAUAUACUUCAUCAGAAUUUUUAACAGAUUACUCAUCAACACUUCACUCUUCAGGAGCUGUAACAUUACCAGUUACAGUGUCACCAUUUACCUCACCAGAAACAUCUAAUUAUCCAGCAUUCAGAUCAGAAUCUGCAAACAUGUUAUUAACCUCUGAAUCUCCAGAAGGUCUGUCAAUACCAUCUGGUACAGUAUCACCCAUUUUUUCACCAGAAUCAACUACAGAUCACUUAACAUCUAAAUCUUAUGAAACUUUAUCACAAAACAAUGCAACAACACAAUAUACUUCAUCAGAAUCAUCUACAGAUCACUCAAUAUCUGAAUCUUUAAAAACUUUCUUACAAACAAAUGCAAAAUCAGCAUAUACUUCUACAGAAUCAUCAACAGAUUACUCAUCAAUUACAGAAUCUCAAGAAAGUUUGUCCACACCACUGGUUACAGUAUCACCAGUUAUGUCAUCAGAAUUUUCUACAGCAUCACCAUAUACUUCACCAGAAUUAUCAACAGAUUACUCAUCAACACCUCACUCUUCAGGAGCUGUAACAUUACCAGUUACAAUAUCACCGUUUACCUCACCAGAAACAUCUACUUAUAUAGCAUCCAGAUCAGAAUCUGCAAACAUGUUAUUAACCUCUGAAUCUCCAGGAAGUCUGUCAACACCAUCAGUUACAGUGUCACCAGUUACUUCAUCAGAAAUGUCUACACUUUACUUAACAUCUGAACCUCCAGAAAUGUCCACACAUACUAAUACAGCAUCACCAUAUACUUCACUAAAAUUAUCAACAGAUUACUCACUAUUGCCUCACUCUCCAGGAGCUGUAACAUUACCAGUUACAGUGUCACCAUUUACCUCACCAGAAACAUCUACAUAUCCAUCACCCAAAUCAGAAUCUGCAAACAUGUUAUCAACCUCUGAAUCUUCAGAAGGUCUGUCAAUACCAUCUGGUACAGUAUCACCCAUUUUUUUACCAGAAUCAACUACAGAUCACUCAACAUCUACAUCUCAUGAAACUUUAUCACAAAACAAUGCAACAACACAAUAUACUUCAUUAGAAUCAUCUACAGAUCACUCAACAUCUGAAUCUUUAAAAACUUUCUCACAAACAAAUGCAAAAUCAGCAUAUACUUCUACAGAAUCAUCAACAGAUUACUCAUCAAUUACAGAAUCUCCAGAAAGUUUGUCAACACCACUGGGUACGGUAUCACCAGUUACUUCAUCAGAAUUUUCUACAGCAUCACCAUAUACAUCACCAGAAUUAUCAACAGAUUACUCAUCAACAUCUCACUCUUCAGGAGCUGUAACAUUACCAGUUACAGUGUCACCAUUUACCUCACCAGAAACAUCUAAUUAUCCAGCAUUCAGAUCAGAAUCUGCAAACAUGUUAUUAACCUCUGAAUCUCCAGAAGGUCUGUCAAUACCAUCUGGUACAGUAUCACCCAUUUUUUCACCAGAAUCAACUACAGAUCACUCAACAUCUACAUCUCAUGAAACUUUAUCACAAAACAAUGCAACAACACAAUAUACUUCAUUAGAAUCAUCUACAGAUCACUCAACAUCUGAAUCUUUAAAAACUUUCUCACAAACAAAUGCAAAAUCAGCAUAUACUUCUACAGAAUCAUCAACAGAUUACUCAUCAAUUACAGAAUCUCCAGAAAGUUUGUCAACACCACUGGUUACAGUAUCACCAGUUACGUCAUCAGAAUUUUCUACAGCAUCACCAUAUACUUCACUAGAAUUAUCAACAGAUUACUCAUCAACACCUUACUCUUCAGGAGCUGUAACAUUACCAGUUACAAUGUCACCAUUUACCUCACCAGAAACAUCUACUUAUCCAGCAUCCAGAUCAGAAUCUGCAAACAUGUUAUUAACCUCUGAAUCUCCAGAAAGUCUUUCAACACCAUCAGUUACAGUGUCACUAGUUACUUCAUCAGAAAUUUCUACACUUUACUCAACAUCUGAACCUCCAGAAAUGUCCACACAUACUAAUACAGCAUCACCAUAUACUUCACCAAAAUUAUCAACAGAUUACUCAUCAUUGCCUCACUCUCCAGGAGCUGUAACAUUACCAGUUACAGUGUCACCAUUUACCUCACCAGAAACAUCUACAUAUCCAUCAUCCAAAUCAGAAACUGCAAACAUGUUAUCAACCUCUGAAUCUCCAGAAGGUCUGUCAAUACCAUCUGGUACAGUAUCACCCAUUUUUUCACCAGAAUCAACUACAGAUCACUCAACAUCUAAAUCCUAUAAAACUUUAUCACAAAACAAUGCAACAACACAAUAUACUUCAUCAGAAUCAUCUACAGAUCACUCAACAUCUGAAUCUUUAAAAACUUUCUCACAAACAAAUGCAAAAUCAGCAUAUUCUUCUACAGAAUCAUUAACAGAUUACUCAUCAAUUACAGAAUCUCCAGAAAGUUUGUCAACACCACUGGUUACAGUAUCACCAGUUACUUCAUCAGAAUUUUCUACAGCAUCACCAUAUACUUCACUAGAAUUAUCAACAUAUUACUCAUCAACACCUCACUCUCCAGGAGCUGUAACAUUACCAGUUACAAUGUCACCAUUUACCUCACCAGAAACAUCUAUAUAUCCAGCAUCCAGAUCAGAAUCUGCAAACAUGUUAUCAACCUCUGAAUCUCCAAAAAGUCUGUCAACACCAUCAGUCACAGUAUCACCAGUUACUUCAUCAGAAAUUUCUACACUUUACUCAACAUCUGAACCUCCAGAAAUGUCCACACAUACUAAUACACCAUCAUCAUAUACUUCAACAAACUUAUCAACAGAUUACUCAUCAUUGCCUCACUCUCCAGGAGCUGUAACAUUACCAGUUAAAGUGUCACCAUUUACCUCAUCAGAAACAUCUACAUAUCCAUCACCCAAAUCAGAAUCUGCAAACAUGUUAUCAACCUCUGAAUCUUCAGGUCUGUCAACACCAUCUGGUACAGUAUCACCCAUUUUUUCACCAGAAUCAACUACAGAUCACUCAACAUAUCCUAAAACUCCAGAAACAUUGUCAACACCAUUGGUUAUAGUAGAACCAUCUACUUCAACAGAUCAGUCAUUAACAACUGAAUUUCAAGACAUUUUCUCAAAGCCUAUCUCUCCAAGAACUUUAUCAACACCAUUAGUGACAUCAUCCAUUUUUUCUACACAUUUACCCAUCACAUCUUCAGCAAUAAAAGUUACAACCGCUGAGCCCUAUCAAUCAACAUCAAGAUUUUCCUUAACCACCUUUCCAAAAAUACUUGGAACAACUCUUUCAACACCAACCAACACAACUACCAACUUUGCAAAAACACAAACAGUGCUUCCAAAUACAACAAACACAAAAACUGGACCAGCAACAACAAGAAACAUCACAACCAUCUCUCCAACAAAUACAGUUACCAGUCUAACAAACACCAUGGUGUCAAUGUCAAUGAGUACAACUACCUCUCCAAAAAUAUCUACAACUAUUUCAAUAACCAGCACAAUCACCUUCGGAAAAAUAAGUACAGCUUCUUCAACAAGAAGCAUAACAACUUCUUCUGAAAAUACAACUCCUUCAACAAACAACAAACACAGCACUCCAGCCCCUCCAACAACCAUUAAAAAAAUCACUUCUUCCCAAACCAUUCAACCAUCAACAGCUCCACCAUUAACAGUGUUUGCCCAAGCAGUGGUUAGAAUGCUAUCUGUCACUGAACUAAACAAGGAUCAAAUUGUUACCUAUAUAAAUGAGUUUUCCAGACUCAUCCAAGCUAAGGUUAAUGGAAACAUUAAGAUUACAGUGAAGCAAAUACAAAAAGUCACACCUUAAGGAUCACCUGUGGCAAUCAAGUAUUGAUCAACUCAUUUCCGUAAAUGCUUCUUAAGUUCUGACAUAUUUUACAUAUCUUUUAUUUGUCAAGGUCACAUAACCAUUAUUUGUGAAUGUUUUAAAAAGGCUAUCCCCCAUCCACAGUAGAGCGCACACACACACACACACACACACACACACACACACACACAGACAAUAUAUGUAUUUCCAUGUAUAUUCCCUUUUGUAGAGCUGACAAAAUAAGAUGACCUUUGGUGAGCAAAAAGUAUGUGAACUUGACCUAAAUUAGCAGAAAACUGGGUUCAAAUCAUAAACUUACUAAUACCUAAAACACAAAGCCAUUAGAUUUCAGCCCUGCAUGAUUUUAUUUGGACAAUUGAAUAUAUAAUGAUGCAGAAAGCAGGCAUCUUUAGUGAUUUUAUACCAAAAUUAAGUGAUCCACUGUGCGAUUUAAAUUCCACUUGUGUCAUAUAUAGUAGACAACCAUGCAAUGUUACUAACCAUGCAAUCAGUUACGCUGGUUUUCAGUGGCUCUUUUCAUGUAUAACAAAAAUGUAUUGGCAUCAUGAUUUCUGGGACAUUCAUCAAGUUAAUACUAUAUGGUUAUAUUCGUGACUACUAUUUAUGUACUUUUAAACUAUAAAAUAUGUUAUUGUUUUUUGUAUUUUAUUGUCAGUUUAUGUAGUCAAAUUGUGUGCAAAGGGGGUUCCUGUAUGUUGUAGUAUAAAAAAGAAACAAAUUCUUAUUUUGUAAUAUUUAAGCUUAACAUUUUUUAUGUCCAUAUUAUCAAACAUCAAUCCACUCUAGCUAAUAAAUACAAGAUGAAAUAUAUUUAAGUGCCAAAUUAUUAUUAUUAUUAUUAUUAUUAUUAUUAUUAUUAUGUAAUAGUGAUAUUAAAAUGAUAGAAAAAGGCACAACACAUUCUGCAUCACAACCUACAGUACA